This is a messenger RNA of Penicillium riverlandense, 3804 nucleotides long. RefSeq lists its product as uncharacterized. The coding region runs from base 1 to 3804 and encodes 1267 amino acids. Gene Ontology annotation, molecular function: histidine phosphotransfer kinase activity; phosphorelay sensor kinase activity. Gene Ontology annotation, biological process: phosphorelay signal transduction system; protein autophosphorylation. The record is from RefSeq and is a predicted model, not a curated record. The transcript has 2 exons. Lineage: Eukaryota; Fungi; Ascomycota; Eurotiomycetes; Eurotiales; Aspergillaceae.
AUGAAGACUACUUCUAAAUCGCACACGGACGACCGCAGAGUGAGAGAGCUGUAUCGCUAUUACCAGCCUCUGGUGCAGGAAUCCCUCGCCCCGUCUUGGCUGCCGCCAGGUGCCGAUGAUUUACCCUCGUCCGACCCCGCCAGCACAGUCCAUACUCCGAGUGCGGAUGGCUCGGCCAACUCCAACAGCAGCGCGACUUCGCAGCCGUCCACCGCGACCGGCCCGGAGUCGUUGAUCCUUGGCACCUCGAACAAUACCCUGACAUCCUUCGCACAGCUGGCCGCGGUUCGUCUGAAUGUGGACCGGGCUCUCAUUUGCGUGUUAGACCGCGACGCGCAAUUCGUACUGGCCGAAGCUACACCCUCUCUCAACCUCAACGAAACGACUAUCCAUGACCACGACGAUGAAUUCUGGCUGGGAUCCACGGGUAGCCGCAAGGCUUGGCCCAUAUUUCAGGAUACUGUCGCGUUACCUACCUCCGAUCGCCAGAAUGCGCAGCAUCACUUCCUGGAGGUCAAAGACAUGAGCCAGCAUGCGCGCUUCAAGCACCUUCCGUUUGUCGAGAACCAACCGCACUAUAAAUUCUACGCCGGAGUCCCGUUGACAACCGAGAAGAACAUCAAUUUGGGAUGUUUUUGCGUUCUAAGCUCGGAGCCUCGCGAGGGAUUGACGGCAUUGGAACAGGAUACUUUGGGGUCUUUGGCGUCACUCGUGAUGGAUUAUUUCAAAGUCAGCCGCCAAGCCUCCGAGGGUCGACGUGCCGCUCGUCUGUCCCGUGGUCUUGCCUUUUUCGUCGAGGGCAGUUCGAGUUUCGUAGAUAACUUCGAUCCGUCCUGCACCGGCAGUUCCGUCCAUCCUUCAACCACUCACCCAUCAAGCUCUCUCCGAUCGACGAACCAGCGCAUCAGUUUCUCUGGUGGAUCACGCGAGCACAGCCUCGGAAAUGCACCUCAGAUUCCAUCUCAUAGUCCGGGCAACGACCGGUCAUCAAGUAACGACUCUCGAUCUCUGAGCUCUGGAGCUUCUGUCUCGAAAUUAGAGACUGGAGGCUCCUCCGAUUAUGUGACGGGCUCUCUCCCUGAGUGGUUACCCGGCACCAGCCGAAACCAGCUACCUCCAGAUGACUCCCAUGCCAAUUCCUGGUGUUUCCGGCGGGCUGCGAACCUGCUUCGCGAGAGCCUUGAUUUAAGUCGAGACGGCGGGGUCAUCUUCCUGGAAGCGAACAGUUCCCCCAUGCUGGAAAGCGAUCACGGGAAUGAUUGCUCCAGUGACUCGGGCGGCCCUGCGCCCAUCUUAUCCAUGUCGACUUACGACGAUCCAUUCUCUCCGCGUGCCGGUUCCACAGUCUCUUGCGCGGCCGCCAAUCUUGAUCGGUCAUUUUUGCAGACGCUUCUUCGGCGCUACCCAAAGGGCAAACUGUGGUCUUUCCAUCGGGACGGUCUGAUCUCGACGUCCGACGACGACGACGACCAGCAUGUGCUCCAUAGAGGGUCACCCACUGGUAGCAAUAACCGAUCGCCGUCUGGAGGUGCUCCGACCAUUGAGGUAUCGAAGCCCGUGAGACGGCGACGAAAGGCGGCGGAAAAUUCUAUGCUCAAUAAGUAUUUCCCCAAGGCCGCUCAAAUCAUGUUCGUUCCGCUGUGGAACGCAGCCACUUCGCAGUGGUUCGCUGGCUGUUUCUGUUGGAGCACCACGGAGACACAGGUCUUUACUUCUGCCGUGGAGUUGAGUUCUGUUCUCGGCUUUGGGUCUUCCAUCAUGGCCGAGUAUAGUCGGGUGGAGUCACUUAUUGCCGAUCGCCAAAAGGGCGACUUUAUUGGAAGUAUUUCCCAUGAACUUCGAAGCCCGCUUCAUGGAAUUUUGGCCGCAGCCGAGUUUCUGCAUGGCACCAAUAUGAAUGAAUUCCAGGAGUCCUUGCUCGAGACCAUCAAUUCUUGUGGCAGGACGUUGUUGGAUACGAUGAACCAAGUUCUCGACUUCAGCAAAAUAGUCUCGCUCGAACGCACAUGGCAAUCAAUGAAGCGCAGAAAGGAAUCUCCGCUUGAUUUCAAAGGGACAGAUAAGUUGGCUGCCCAUCUGGACAGCUACGUUGUGACGGACCUCGCUGUCUUGGCCGAAGAAGUGGUGGAGGGCAUUUGCCUUGGUCACGCUUACGGCCAGAGUUCUACCGCCUCAGCCGAUCUCCCCGUGCUGAUGGCACACAACGCCGCCAGAACGCCGGCGGCGAGGUCCAAUGUGGACGUGAUCAUUGAUGUGGCACAUCACAACUGGAUCUACCGUACCCAGCCCGGUGCUCUGCGCCGUAUCAUUAUGAAUGUUUUUGGCAAUGCCAUGAAGUACACGGAUGCUGGUCGGGUUUCGAUUCGCUUGGAGGCACAGGGCCACUCUGAGGGCCGUUCUCGGCGGCAAGGCUUGGAGGACCUGGUUACGUUGACCAUCUCCGAUACGGGCAAAGGCAUCUCGGAGGAGUUUCUUCGGGGGCGACUCUAUACUCCUUUUGCUCAGGAGGACUCGCUGGCUGUAGGCACAGGCCUUGGCCUGUCCAUCGUUCGGAGUCUCGUCAAGGCCCUUAAUGGAAACAUUCGCAUUCGCAGCCGUCCUGGUGAAGGUACUGUUGUGCGGGUAUCUCUACCACUGGCACGACCUGUUGGCGAAGAGAGCCCACCCAUCGAACCUCAUGGGCCCCUUUUGCAUCAGAAGGAAACUCUGGCGCAGACCUAUAUGCUCCAAGAAGGGUACUCUGGCAAACGGGCCGCUAUCUGGGGCGUUGAUCCUGCCCACGCAUUGGAUUCCUCCUGGAAUGAGAUUGUCCGAUAUUUCACCGACUGGUUUGGCUUCGAACUUGUCCCUUGGCGAUCUCACCAGUCCAUUGAUGUGCUCGUCAUAGAUGAGCAGGAUCUACCCGCACUUCGUUCAUCCGGCCCCUCAACGUCAACUUUAUCGGCACUGCUUAUCCUUUGCCACAGGUCGGUGGAUUACAGCGUGGUGUGCUCCGAAUGGUUACCCCUUGCCUCCUCUGUCGAUAUCAUCCGGCGUCCAUGUGGGCCACAUAAGCUGGCCCGGAGCAUUCUCAAAUGCCUGCAGCAUCUGCAGCCCGGGGCUGUUUCCCCGUCGAUUCCUCAGGAUCGAAUGGACCUGCCGAUUCGAACGUCAGCUGCGCAGUCGACAGUCGGGUCCGAUGUUGCCGAUGAUUCUGCCACUACUAUUCUGGCAGUCUCCCCGCCCCCCACUCCACGCACAGAGCGUGACGAGAUCAUCGGGAAUGGUCCCAUAUCCACCGAGGAACGAAGCCCAGAUGGCCCGUCCGUGGUCACCCCACCACCAGAAAUAGUCGCCGCGGCUCCUCUACCACCACCUUUAGCUGAAGGGUCCGUGAACUCCCGGCGUCUGGCGCGUGUCCUCGUCGUCGACGACAACCGCAUCAACCUCAAUCUGAUGAUGACCUUCAUGCGGAAGCGCAAGCUGACGGAGUUGGAUGCUGCCGAGAACGGCAAGCAGGCCGUCGAAGCCGUCGAAGCGAUGCCGAAUGGUUACAACAUCAUCUUCAUGGACAUGUCCAUGCCUGUCAUGAACGGGUUUGAGGCCACACGCGCCAUCCGCUCUCUGGAACGUGAGCGUGAUGGCUAUGGGCCAGCUAUUAUCAUCGCCUUGACAGGACUCAGUAGCUCGCGUGAUGAAUCUGAAGCCUUGGCCUCGGGUGUUGAUCUAUUCCUGACAAAACCUGUCUCCUUCAGGGAAGUAGCUCGCCUUCUGGAGGAGUGGGAGAAGGACGGUCUGGUGAAUGAGCGCAAACGAGUUCUUUGA